GACGCCUGUGACAGUACUUGCGGGGAAAGGCGGUUGGUGUGUAGCGUUGAACUUUACUUGCAUGUCGUUCUUGCUGUUGGCCAAAAGAAAUGCAUACUUUUUGCGUCGUCGACCUCAUAUAGCUCACCGAUACUAUGCUACCGAAGUAUUAAUAAACGCUGGCAUUAAACCUACGCCUUUUGGACAACCUUUAUAUCCUUCACAUCCCCACCUACUCCAACCAGGGGAGACUACGCCAGGAAUACCUGAAGAGGAAUAUGAACGUCGGCGAAGGGCAUUGAUGGACAGCCUUCCGGACGACAGUUUGGUGGUUUCAGUGGCUGGCCAAGUGAAAUAUAUGAGCGGUCAAAUAUUCUACAAAUUUCGUCAAGCAUCAGAUUUCUGGUACCUCACUGGCUUCGAAGAACCAGAUUCUGCUGUUGUCCUUGAGAAGAAUUCCUCAACCAGGGGGUAUCGCAUGACUUUAUUCUCCUCGGGCAAAGACUCCGCGAAAGAGCAGUGGGAGGGCGCGAAAACAUCUUUCCAAGAUAUCAUGACCAACUUCAAAGCGGACGAUGCCCAGCACAUAUCUUCGUUCGCCUCCGCACUAAAGUCGCUCGCAUCUAGCUUCUCGAAUGUGUAUUUGGACAUUCCACAGACAUCUGUAACUGCGAAGCGGAACCGUAUAUUCCAGAAGACUAUAUUGAAGUACCUAUCUGCAGAGGGGUUUAACAACAAGGUGGAUUACGAAAGCCUGAUUGACUCGAUAAGUAGUUCAAAACGAAAAUCGCUUUUUCCCGAAGUCUCGAAGCUGAGAGCAGUCAAAAGCAAGGUAGAACAGAAGGUGAUGCGAGCCGCUGCAGAUAUUAGUGGUCGUGCGCAUGCCAAGGUCAUGCGUUUCACUGAGCCAGGACAGUCAGAACAUGCAAUAGCCUCUCAUUUCGAAUAUCUUUGCACAGUGAAUGGCGCACAGCGCCUAGCUUACGUUCCCGUAGUUGCCUCUGGGCCUAAUUCACUAAUUAUUCACUAUACCUCCAAUAAUCAACUCGUUGAAGAUGGCGAAAUGGUGCUUAUAGAUGCAGCUUGCGAGUAUAACGGUUACGCCUCAGAUAUUACGCGCACGUAUCCCGUCUCUGGGAAAUUUUCGUCCUCACAAGCGGAACUCUAUGGCGCAGUUCUAGCAGCACAAAAGUACCUUAUUACCCUUUGCUCAGAAUCCUCCAACAUUUCUCUCGCACAGCUCCAUCGGGAGUCAUGCCAUGUCAUUCGCAAGGAGCUGAAUCGGAUUGGGUUCGACCUUCAGGGUAUGACGGGUACAAGCGACGUGGAAGCCGUGCUUUACCCUCAUUAUGUUGGACAUCCUAUUGGCAUCGACCUUCACGAGUCGAGCGAGCAGUAUCGCAGUCGACCGUUACAAGAAGGAAUGGUCGUGACAGUGGAACCAGGUGUCUAUGUACCGCCUUCGCCCAGUUUCCCUACCCACUUCCAUAACAUGGGGAUUCGGAUAGAGGAUGAGGUCCUGGUUGGUAAGAACCACCCGACGAUCUUAAGUGUGAACGCACCGAAGGAGAUCGCUGAUGUCGAGGGUGCAUGUCAAGGAUUACUAGGUCUCGAACCUCUCUAGCAUGCAUGUACUGCGACUCUCGUGCGUUAUAAGCCGAACGACAUUGUGUAGCGUAUUACAAAUUGCAACAUCGUGAUAUCGCGACCGCCAUACUGUUGUUUGGGGAACUAGAAAUCUUCUCCAGAUGACAACGUAAAUUGAUGUUCAUUUGUUCAACGGGUGCGCGCAGCGACAGAGUUCAGAGUUCAACCACGGACACGCUCGGCUCCUAAGUUGCGUUGAAUGCUUUUAGACUGUAUAUCGGCUGGCCUUAGGCAGCAUAAAUGAAAUUACACUACUCAAUAGAAAUACAGAAACCUCCACAAG
Molecule: messenger RNA, 1909 nt
Organism: Somion occarium
Lineage: Eukaryota; Fungi; Basidiomycota; Agaricomycetes; Polyporales; Cerrenaceae
Source: the annotation of a GenBank genome assembly